This is a messenger RNA of Dermatophagoides farinae (American house dust mite), 2045 nucleotides long. RefSeq names its product Glycerol-3-phosphate dehydrogenase 1 (gene Gpdh1). Gene Ontology annotation, biological process: glycerol-3-phosphate catabolic process; carbohydrate metabolic process. Lineage: Eukaryota; Metazoa; Arthropoda; Arachnida; Sarcoptiformes; Pyroglyphidae. The record is from RefSeq and is a predicted model, not a curated record. Gene Ontology annotation, cellular component: cytosol. Gene Ontology annotation, molecular function: protein homodimerization activity; glycerol-3-phosphate dehydrogenase [NAD(P)+] activity; NAD binding.
UUAUCAAAUCGAAUGUAUUUUUUUCUCUCUCUCUCUCCGUGUAAAUGUGAUUUGAUAAAAUCGAAAUUAUUGAUUCACAAACCAAAGAAAAAAAAAAUUAACCAUUGAUUGGUUUGUUGUGUUUGAUGUCGUUUGAAAAUCAAAAUUAAUCAACUUCUGCUGCUGUCGCUGUCAUUUUGUUUCAUAUCAAUACUGGGUGUGUUUGACUGUGUGCAUGUUAUUUGAUUCUUUGUUUCAAAGAAAAAUACAUCAAACAUAAAACUCAGUUCAUUCGUUCAAUUGCAAUAUAUCAUCUGCUGUCAUUUGCAUAUUUGAAUUCGAAUUGAACACAUACAGACAUAAUUUAAUUGAAUUUUUCGAAAUAAAACUUUUCAUCAUCAUAGUGACAGUCAAAAUCACAGAAAAAAAAGAGAAAAUUUCAACCUUUGAAUCCAUUUGGUCAGUUGAUUGUUCCGUAAUUUUUAUUAUUCAAUUUUGGAUUCUUGUUUACAGGAUAAAUUUGCCUGGAUCAAAGUUAUGGGUAAAAAACGUGUUUGCAUUAUUGGUUCUGGUAAUUGGGGCUCAGCUAUAGCAAAAAUUGUUGGCAAAAAUGCGCAUAAAUAUCCACAAUUUGAAACCGAUGUUCGUAUGUAUGUUUAUGAAGAGAUUGUUGAUGGAAGAAAAUUAAGUGAAAUUAUAAAUGAACAACAUGAGAAUGUUAAAUAUUUACCCGGACAUAAAUUGCCUGAAAAUAUUAUUGCCGAUCCAGACCUUGAACAUACGGUUGGUGAUGCUGAUAUACUUGUAUUUGUUGUACCACAUGCCUUUGUAUCACGAAUCUGUAAUACUCUUAAGGGUAAAAUUAAUCCGAAUGCAAUAGCUAUCUCAUUGAUUAAGGGUUUCAAUGAACUGCCAUCCGGUGGUAUUGAAUUAAUAUCUGAUGUAAUACGUCAUACAUUAGGUAUUGAUACAUCGGUAUUGAUGGGAGCAAAUCUGGCAAAUGAAGUGGCCGAACAGAAAUUCUGUGAAACAACCAUUGGUUGUAAAUGUCCACAUCAAGGUGCCAUACUGAAGGAUUUAUUUCAAACGGAUGAUUUUCGUAUAACUGUUGUGCCGGAUCGAUAUACAGUAGAAAUUUGUGGUGCAUUAAAAAAUGUUGUUGCAUGUGCAGCCGGUUUUUCCGAUGGUCUUGGUUAUGGUGACAAUACUAAAGCGGCUGUCAUUCGAAUUGGCCUAAAAGAGAUGAUUCGUUUCUGUAAAACAUUCUAUGCCGAUGGAUUACGGGUGUCAACAUUUUUUGAAUCAUGUGGUGUUGCCGAUCUAAUUACCACCUGUUAUGGUGGCCGUAAUCGUCGUGUAUCCGAAGCAUUUGUUAAAACGGGUAAAACAAUUGAAGAACUUGAAACUGAAAUGCUCAAUGGACAAAAAUUACAAGGUUAUCAAACUUGUGAAGAAGUGGUUAAUAUGCUCAAUCUUAAUGGUUAUAUUGAUCGUUUUCCAUUAUUCCAUGCUGUAAAUCUGAUUUAUAAACGUGAAUUACCUGCAGAAAAAUUGGUUGAAUUUCUACGCAGAGAACCUGAUGAAGAUGAUUGAAUUUACUAUUGACUGUGCAUCCGGAUGAAUUCAUGAUUCAUCAUUUAUCAAAAAAAAAAUAGACCCAAAUCAAUCAAUUAAUCAAUCAGGAAAACAAAAAUACUAAACAAAAAGAAAUCGUGAUUGUGAAACGCACUUGCCACACAAUCCAUUUCAAAUAAAAAUUGUGGCUGAAAUUAGAUUAUACUCAAACAAAACAAAACAAAAAAAAACGUCCCAAACAACCUAUUUAAAAAAACCUUUUUUAAAAAAUUUAUUUUAAUCGAUUAUUUUCCUGCCAUAAGAACACUCAUACACACACACACACACCCCCAUCAUCUUUCCUAUCUAAAUUCUACACUGAAUUUUAACCUGAAUCACUUGUUAUAUUCAAUUUAUGUUAUUAGUGUUUUGUUAUGAUCAUGAAUGAUGAUUGAAUUGAAAUGAAUUUUAAUUUUAAUAAUAAAAAAAUGAAAUUUUUUUUUUAAUUUUAA